AUGUUUUGUUUUUUGUUUGGAUGGCGAAAGACAUCCAAGUGUAAGAGUGUAGUGAAACAGCUUCAAUGUCGUUUAAAGCUGCUCAAGAACAAGAAAUACGCUAUUUCAACACACUAUCGACACGACAUAGCUCAGUUGCUUCGCAUUGGUGAACGAGACCGUGCUCUUCAUAGGGCUCAACAGCUCUACCUUGAUGAGAAUCUCAUGUCUCUCUACCACUUGUUGCUUCACUUCUCCGGCAUAAUCCUCCUCAACCUCUCCUACAUUCGGAGACGUAAAGACCUUCCUGAUGGCAUCAACGAAGCCGUCUCAACACUUGUCUUUGCCUCUGCGAGAUGUGGAGACUUGCAUGAGCUACGAGCCUUGAGGAUUCUUUUUGGUGCGCGUUAUGGGCAACACUUUGUGGAUACGGCUCUUAAUCUUCUGCCUGGCAAUUGUGUCAACCCUCAGGUUAUAGAGAAACUCUCCAUGACCACAGUAUCGUAUGAUGCCAAGUCCAAACUGUUGGGUGAGAUAGCAGCGGAGCACGGCCUUCGUCUAGAAGUUUUGGCACUGCAAUACACUCCGGAAUUUCACAAACAGGUACUAAAAAGCGAGGAGGCAGAAGAAGAGAAAGAAGUCAUGGGUUCGGAUUCUUAUCAGCCAGAGUGUGCAUCACAAAAGGCUGAUAGCGAGGCAGACGUGUAUAAGUUCACUCUCACGGAUGGGGAUGUAAAUGAAAAGCAAGAAAAUAGUGGUGGUAAAGCACCAAGGGAUCAGAGAAAAGCAUGUGAUGAUGAGGAUUAUUUCAUAGAGGAAGAAGUGGUGGAAAAAGAUCAGAGCGUGUUCAGAUUCAAAGAGACUGACGAAGAAAGAAAAGAGAGAAGGAGGUCAAGGAGAAAAGCAAGAUCAUCAGCAUCAAGCAGUCCAAUAGCCAAAGACAUGGAGUGUUGGAGGUACUACUACAAGGGAAAGAGAAGUCGUCAAAGGAGAGCAUGUGGUCACUGUUACCAUAUAGUGUACAACGUGUUUACAAUGUUGCCGGAUCAAAAGGGUAAUGGAGGAGAUAGAGAAAUAAGUUUAAAGGAAGCUAAGCAUGUUCAUCCUAAGCUUCCAGACUAUGAUCAGAUUGUUGCUCACUUUACUGCUCUUAGGAAACAACAAAAACAUAUGCGUUCACCAUAA
Molecule: messenger RNA, 1164 nt
Organism: Camelina sativa (false flax)
Lineage: Eukaryota; Viridiplantae; Streptophyta; Magnoliopsida; Brassicales; Brassicaceae
Biological process (GO): protein transport
Source: RefSeq, a predicted model, not a curated record